Messenger RNA from Staurois parvus, 283 nucleotides. NCBI's taxonomy places the organism in Eukaryota, Metazoa, Chordata, Amphibia, Anura, Ranidae. The record is from the annotation of a GenBank genome assembly.
ACUGGGGGGGACUGACUUGGUGUCACUGACAUCCCCAGUGACACCAACACAGUGAUCAGAGCUAAUAAAAAGCACUGACACUGUACUAAUGGCACUGGGCAGGAAGGGGUUAACAUCUGGGGCGAUCAAAGGGUUAACUGUGUGCUGUGUUUGUGCUUCAACUGUAAUCACACUGCUUUGUAUGGCUGUGCUGUGCAGAGCCAUGCAAAGCAGUGUGCAGGAGCUGAAAGGGGAGAGAUCCGUAUUAUUUACAUACAUGCCCCCUACCCAGAAAUGCAAAAUC